AUGUCAGUUCUGGCUAUCGCAAUCAAUGUCGCGCAUGGUGCACCUGUCAGCUGGGCACACCAUUUCUUUACGACAACGUACACCAGCGUUGGCAUGAUACCUGUUCGUGAGCCUUAUUAUCCUCCGGGAGGAAUGGAAAUUCCUGCCUCUAUGGAUGCAGUCCAACCUCAUAUUAAUGUUCCGAACGCAACAGCAGGCCAGCAAGAGCAAACUCAGGGUCCUCCACCGCUGAGGCGCCACAAUAUGGUACAGUACCAGCUGAAUACGAACCUGAAAAGACAACUUUCAAACUUUACGCUCCUCAAGUUCUUAGAAUUUUGCGAGCUGGCUGGUGCGAGGUCCAAACUACAUGACAAAGAGUAUUGGCAAAAGGUCAGCGAAGACUACUUUACUCCCGAAGGAACUAUUUCUUUUGUGCUGAAAAAGGACAAUAAAAGUUCGGACACACCAAAUGGAGGUCCUGAUUCUAUCCCACAGUUACGGCAUUUUGAAAUGCUUACCAGCCUGAUCCCUCAGUUUGUAACCGGGUGGAUUAGCCCAGGAGUGGAGUCCGUGGACAUUUUUCCCCUGUUGAUUAAGGUUGAAAUUUUAGCCAAUGGGUCGACGUACAUUGAAAGCCGGAAGUUUUGUUUAAAGUAUACAUUCAAAGACGGGUCACAUUUUGAUAUCACAGGUAUCGCUAGGGUGGUGUACAAUCAACAGCUGAAAAUUGAUCUGUUCGAGUUCCAGGAUGUUGAAACUUCAAGAGCAGUUGAUCUGAAAUCACUUUAUAGUACCUUUGAAAAAUGUUUGAAGCGCAGUACAAUAGAAAGCGGGAAGGCUGAGAGACACAAUGACUUGGAAACAGAAUCUCAGCUCAAUUUACCCUUUGCACUGGAGGAAGAAGUAUUAAGCAACAAGCAAAGCUCAAUGAUAAAAAUGAUUGCAGAUGAAGUUUUAAAUGCGAGUGGUCAGAAUACACUUGAUAUGGACAAAAAGUUUCAUUCUUUGUUGCAGUUAUAUGAUACUUUCAGCAUCAUGUCAACUUUGGUUGAGUUCUCAACAGCAAAUGGUAUUGCUUCCCCACUAGAAUCGUUAGACACGUUUCUGAACCUAAAUAAACAUAUACUCAAGGAGAGCAGUGGGCCUCCUGCUAAAAGACCUAGAACGUGA
Molecule: messenger RNA, 1152 nt
Organism: Komagataella phaffii GS115
Lineage: Eukaryota; Fungi; Ascomycota; Pichiomycetes; Pichiales; Pichiaceae
Exons: 1
Coding region: 1-1152 (383 amino acids)
Source: RefSeq, a predicted model, not a curated record